AUGGCAACGGUGAAGUCCCUGGGGCUGCAUCAGCCCUCAGGGCUUCGACAUGCCGUCGACGAACAAUUGCUGCCUCCGAGCCCGCCAGCGACAUCGUAUACAUGGGAUAUCCUGACUGAAGACCGAGACAAUGGCGACUAUGAAGAUGAGCUGCUCACGACGGAACGCUGUGUCAUUUGGUGUCGAGGCGGAAUAUUUCAGAAGACCUUCAGAUUCGACCUGGAGAAGGAACCCAUUAUACAAGCACUUCUAGCAUACUUCCCGACCUCCGAAGACGACAAAGCGAGCAAUGAUGCAGAAGUCAAGUUGGAUAAGCGGCCGGCGUUGUCAAAGGCCUUGGUUGUUUUCCUCAAGACUCAGGCGCACAUCUAUUUCUUGUCUGGAACCAGUCAUGUCGUCCAUAUGCCCUUCGAAGUCGAAUCCGCCUUUGCAGGCCCUGUCGGAGUCAUCAUUCAGCGAAAGCAAAAGGCCGAGAGUGUUGCGCCCAUAUCUCUCAAGUUCCCCCGGGUUCCACCAAACUCGUUUGUCUCUUCGCAGUUGACAGCAUUCAACAGCUCUCAACAGACUGCUUUCUCUGUUGAAGGCUUGGGGAAGCCUAAACCGCUCCCAUUACAACUGGGCUCGACCUUGGACAACCUGUGGGAGGCCCCAUUGGAACAGCCAGAGUCGCGCUGGCCGCGCCUCGUCUCCUUGACCGACCCUUUACUUGAGCUCGGCUUGGUUGUCACUAACCAAGAUCCUCAAAAUGCCAAGAGUAUGCGGCAAACAGUCUCCAAAAAGCUGGCAUUCCUUGAUGCGGCUGAGGAAGUCCUUCAUGUGGAGGAAAUAAAGAUCCCUGGCGCUUUAACCCAAGAUCUGAGCCAACCGUUGAUCAUUGCGGUGACAAUCAACCGCGAGACAAGCGAGUACACUGUCUGGCGACUGACUUAUCUGCGACAUGAGGAUCCGUUCCUUGUGCGCCAGAAGAACUCCAAGUCAAAAGCCGCGCGACGUCGCAGCUCCAUGCCAACCGCUUUUGCCAGUGCCCCUGGCACACCCGUUCAGCCCAACCUUCGAGAGAGUUUUGGAGCUCCGCUGCCAGGCAAGCGACAAAGAAAGAGUGAGAGGCUAGAAAAACCUAUGGAUCUGGUCUCGUCACUGGAGCAGCAAGACAAAGAAGGCAGUGGUGUCGCGCGUAGGAGUUCUCGUAGAGUUAGCUCCAUGCUGGCGAGAGCUGAUCUGUCAGCGUCUCAUGAGAGAGCUGUUCUACCAGAUCAACCGCUGCUUCCUGGUCAUGUCGGAGCCCGAAGACACGAGUCUCAGGGGAGUCAUGUUCGCCUCAGCGCCAACUACAGUAAUCAGAUCCAUCCUAGUUUGAGCAGUCUGCUGGCUGCACCCUUCUACGAGGGCCUUGAUGAGGGAUUCCACAACAUGGGACUGGACGAUCAUGACUUUGACGGCCUACAACACGAAAUCAUGUUCACCAAGCUUCACGGGGUACCUAUCAACAACUCCAACGUCCGAUAUUCAGCAUCGGAUCAGCCAGCACGUAAUCAAACCAAGGUCUUCAUUCUGGUAGCGCCGCCGUUUGCUAUCGACGGACAUGAUCAGAGCCAGCUCCUUAUUGGUAUCCAAGACGCCGCCGAGAAGCGUCUUCAGCUGCUCACUCUUGAGCUGGGCAUCCAGCGCGGAUUUGAUCAAGGCGCCACCAAGGCAGGAGGCAAGGAACCAUCCGAAGGUGCUACUGUGAUCGCUACCGUCAUUGACCGACGACAAGCUCAAAAUGUCGUUGACUCCUGCAAGCUAGUGGAUGGAGAUCAUUCCGCCAUUCUCAUCCUCUCGGAAUCGAUGGAUGGGCGACACGAGCUUAGCACGCAAGCACCAUGGAGUGUCCUUACCAAGAUCUCGCUAUCGCUUCUCUUUGUGGAUAGCACCAAAAGCUUACAAUACCGCGGCAGAGCGAUAGAGCGAGACGUCAUGCAGCGCAAGUCUGAGAUGAUUGAUUUCUCGAAUGGUAGCAUUGUUGGCGUUCGUCACCCGAGACGAGGGGGUGUCGUCGAUGUCAUCGACACCGAAGGCCGACUUCAUCAACUCCGGAUUCAACUUGAACCACGAUCUCCUCACGUCCGCAGGGUCUUGGAUGUUUGCCGAAGCAUCCUCCCCCAUGCCCUGGGCGAGUAUAUCUACGCAGGAUGGCUUCAUUGCAUGCAGUGGAUUGGGGGCCAACAAGAGCCGCCCCUGGACCUCGAGUGGUCUGCCAUGGUGAUCUUGCUUCUGUCCCUAUUUCUGAGCCUGGGUCGCACAGACACCAAACCAUUUCCUACAACCCGACUUCCGCUGCGAAGAAGGAGGCAUCCUUCCAGCUCCUUCAGUUCGAUAAGGGAAUCAGAGGACUGGAAGACCUUGGAAGCUGGCGAGACCUCCCAUUCCCUCGGCUGUCCGACUUGGAUGAUGAACAGGGGCUGGGAAUGGGGGCUGGAUGAAGAUGCCGAUGGAUCAAUGUCGUCACAGGGAGAUGACGGACCAUCGACAAAGUUCAUAUCGAAGCACAUUGUUUUUGCGAAGGAGUACAUAGUCUCCGGACUUGGUGAAGCAGCCUUUGGCCCCGCGGGAUAUAUGCCCACAUCCCUCAACAAGAGCAUGGAAAGUCGACGAAAGGUUGCUGUGGAUGUGUUUAUGGGCCUGCAUCUUCUUCUUGAGGAAGAAAAGCUGGACAUUAUGACGCCGGAGCUCAGUUCUCCAGGCCGUGCCGACCUUCGAGUUGUCAUGUGUCAAAUUGCCAGGUGGCUCAAAUGGCACGCCUUUUCUUCUAUCUAUGAGUUGGGCAUACAAGAAGACAUUGACCCACAUCAUGACUCUGACCUGAACCUUCGACCUGGAAUUCCUCAGCCUCCUGUACGGCCGGACGUCAUUGACUGGAUUCAAUCACGGCUCACUGGAGACCGUAGAGUUCCUUACAUCACGCCAGCAGACGUGUACUACACCGGCACAAGGUUGUCUGAGGCGGAGAAGCUCCAAGACAAACGAUGGGAGGCCACCGUGCCCCGGACACUCAUGUUCAAGCAGUUCUUCGGAUUUCUCAAACCGAGUACAACUGCUGUCCAAAUGGUGGAAGCUAUGCGAGAUGCUGGCAUCACGCCCCUGGUCCUCGAUUCACUGCCAGAAGCUGUUCUAAUUCCUCUCCGCGAUGCCAUCUCCUUGUGCCAGCCGCACCCUCCCACUUCUUGGUCCAAGGACCUUCUUGAAUUGGUCGAUCGCAAGGACAUCAGCCUCAUCUUGGCACCUGGAAAACGCCCUAAACCUAGCGUUUCCAAGAUUCUGACACCCACACAUAUUGCAACUUGGGAUUACAGGUUGCUAUGCCAAAGCGUGGAAGACGCCAACACACUUGGCUAUGAUGAAGGCGAGGGAACUGAGCGACAGGCUGUGAUUCGUUCCCUCUUCAAAGAAGAUCGACGUCUGAACGAGGCACAGGCCCUGCUUUCUACAAACAAAGCAAGAUUGGUCAGACUCGAUCAUGAUCCCGAGUGGCCAGAAAGCGAAUAUCUUGAGAAGCAAAAGGAGCUUGUAACAAGGAUCGCUACAGGAACACUGGCCAUUCCAGCUGGUCGAGCGCUACUGUAUUACGGUCUGCGUUUCCCGCUGAUCACGCAGAAGUUCCACAUUGGAGGAUUCAACCUUAACUGCAUCGUCAAGCCGACAAACACCACGGUUGGCGUUGACAAGUCACAAUUCUCGGAGGAAAAGGUGUGCUGGAGCUUCUUUCACCAGGGUGCUGCUGCCGGUCUUGCUAUCUCUCCCAAGGCUCAUGGCAUUGAUACAUCCUGGAUUCUGUACAACAAGCCUGGCCAGGAGCUGAACAACCGUCACGCUGGCUUCUUGCUUGCACUUGGCCUCAACGGUCAUCUGAAGGAUGUCGCAAAAUGGGUUGCGUUCAAGUAUCUCACGCCCAAGCAUACCAUGACUUCGAUCGGACUUCUACUUGGCCUGGCUGCUUCAUACAUAGGAACAAUGGACUCCCUCAUCACUCGUCUACUAUCUGUUCAUGCUACGAGGAUGCUCCCCCGGGGAGCGGCAGAGCUGAACCUGUCACCGCUGACGCAGACUUCGGGCAUAAUGGGCAUCGGGCUGCUGUACGCCAACAGUCAGCACCGUCGGAUGAGCGAGAUCAUGCUCUCUGAGAUUGAGCACAUCGAUCAAGAAGACGAGGAAGAACCUCUACGGAGCGAGUGUUAUCGGCUUGCAGCUGGAUUUGCCCUCGGCUUCAUCAACCUGGGCAAGGGUAAUGACCUCAAGGGCUUGCACGACAUGAGGGUCACGGAGAAGCUGAUUUCCCACGCCACGGCAACCAAGAAUGUUGAAAUCGUUCACAUUCUAGACCGUGCGGCUGCUGGAGCUGUCAUGGCUCUUGCUCUCAUCUACAUGAAAUCCGAAGACCAGAUCGUGGCUCGCAAGAUCGAUGUCCCAGACUCGAUCCUGCAGUUCGACUACAUCCGCCCUGACAUUCUUCUCCUGCGGACAGUUGCCAAGAACUUGAUCUUGUGGUCCAAGAUUGAGCCAACUUUCGCCUGGAUACAUAAGAACCUCCCAGGCCCCUAUCGCCAUCGCUAUAAACUUCAAUCCACCACCAAGUUGCGGUCGACUGACCUAGCGUUCCACAGCAUAGUAGCUGGGCUUUGCUUCUCUAUCGCUCUACGCUUCUCUGGUAGCGCCUCUCCGAAGGUUCGGGAUCUCUUGCUAUACUAUCUGGAUCAGUUCAUCCGAAUCACGCGGAUCCCAUCCUCGGCGAACAUGCAUCCUGAAGGCGUUCCGCCAUAUGAUGAAGAGCUGACUCGGUCAAACGCACGUAUGUGUCAAGAUAUUUUGGCUCUUUCUGCUUCAAUCGUCAUGGCUGGUACAGGUGACAUUCCGGUUCUUCGUCGCCUUCGUUCGUUACACGGUCGUGAUGAUCUGGAUACCCCCUACGGAUCCCAUCUCGCUGCUCAUCUUGCCAUCGGAGCCCUAUUCCUGGGAUGCGGUACGGUAACAUUUGGCACGAGUAAUCAGGCCAUUGCCGCUUUGUUGGUUUCUUUCUACCCCAUCUUCCCUACCAGUGUUAUGGACAACCGCUCCCAUCUUCAGGCCCUCCGUCACUUCUGGGUUCUUGCUACGGAACAACGAUGUCUCGUUACCAAGGACGUUCUUACUGGCCAACCAGUUUCCGUCCCUAUCCAGAUCAAGAUGCAGAGCAACACGUCAACAGAGCCUAUCCUCAGUCGCACGGCACCCUGUAUCCUUCCACCAAUCGAUCAGAUUGCUAGCCUGUCAACCGCUUGUGGCCCCCAGUUCUGGAACGUGGAACUCGACUUUUCCAACGAGGAUGUCAGGGACGCUUUCAAAGACACUCAGAGUCUGUAUCUCCGCAGACGUCCACCACGCGAGGGUGCCUUUGCCUCGACGCUCAGGGCACUGGGCAAGGAUGAGAAAGGAAAAGAUCCUCUGGAAUGGGUCUUUGGCCUUGAAGGGCUUCGAGGCAUUAGCCACGCUGAACGAACCGUGGUGCUUGAGCGCGGAGAUGAGACCCCGCAGGUGGGCAGUGCCAUCGACGCGAGGCUCGAGAUGGAGAAGGGUAUCAGUGAAGGUACAGACCGCGAGCGGCUCGAGGGCGCGAGGUUGCUCUUUGAAUGGGCAGGAGUCCGUGACAAGUUACGGCAUCCUAGCCUGUUUGACAGCCAAGAGACCAUUACAGAAUCGCGGGCUCGCGGUGAUUUCGAGGAAGAACAGGAGGAGCAGGAGGCAACUUCGGAAGAUGAAGCUGUCUGGUGGAUGCGGGACAGUGUUGUUGAGAAUCUCAAGGGCAUGGUAUGGCUUGCCAGUCGAGAGAGCGAACAGUGA
Messenger RNA from Fusarium falciforme, 5853 nucleotides. RefSeq lists its product as hypothetical. Lineage: Eukaryota; Fungi; Ascomycota; Sordariomycetes; Hypocreales; Nectriaceae. Gene Ontology annotation, biological process: metaphase/anaphase transition of mitotic cell cycle; anaphase-promoting complex-dependent catabolic process; protein K11-linked ubiquitination. Bases 1 to 5853 code for a protein of 1950 amino acids. The transcript has 3 exons. Gene Ontology annotation, molecular function: molecular adaptor activity. Gene Ontology annotation, cellular component: anaphase-promoting complex. The record is from RefSeq and is a predicted model, not a curated record.